This is a messenger RNA of Triticum turgidum subsp. durum (durum wheat), 888 nucleotides long. NCBI's taxonomy places the organism in Eukaryota, Viridiplantae, Streptophyta, Magnoliopsida, Poales, Poaceae. The record is from the annotation of a GenBank genome assembly.
AUGACCGGCCUGCAUGACGAGCGCGCGACGAGCGAACCCCGGAGAUCCAAGCGGUCCAGGCCGGAGGCGAAGGCGGCGGAGCCUCCGGCACGCCGGGCCAAGCGCGCCGAGGGCCAGGUUCCUCUGCGCAAGCGCGAGUCUGCGAGGCUUGCGCGACCACCCCGCCCCCUGGACCUGGACCUGGACCUGGACUCGGAGGGUGCGGUCGCGUCGCCUCCUCCUCCUUCUCCUCCAGCACCCCGCGCCGAGACCCCGGCCCCUCCGCCCAAGCGUCCAGCGGCGAGGGUUGCGCGACCAUCUUCGCCCCCUUACGGCCAUCGGGAUUCGGCGGAUGUGACCAUGGUUGCUCCUCCGCCCAAGCCCGAGCACUCCGUCCCCCCUAAUUGGCAUCGCACCGCGUACAGACUCCACAACCGCGUCGUCCGGGAUACCAGCAACCGCAAGCCCGCCCCCAGUCGCUACGACAACGGGAUAGAAAUUAAGCAUGAUCCAACAUGGCAAACUCCGACGUGUGCACGUGUGGCUUUGGAACACUACAACAACAUGAAUCAGGGGGAUGAGCAUGAGAUGGUUAAACCAGUGAGCAGCCAUGUCUUUGUCUUCAAUGGUAUCUGGUUCCAUGCAAAUUUCCUUGCCAAGCGAAAAGGAGCCACCAACUUUGUUGAUCUCGUCCCCAAGUACUUCUUUGCUGAAUCGGAAAUUGUGGGGACGAGGAAAAUAUCUUGUAUUUCAUGUGUUAAGCUUGACCCAGGCAAUCCCAAAAACAUUGGUGGUUGUAGCCUGUGCUCUGAGAAUAUCCUGCAUCCUGCUGGGGGUGGAUACCACGGUGCCCAACCUCGAUCUGUUCGACAUGCUCCUGGUGGCCUACAGAUUUCAUUCAAGUUCUGA